Messenger RNA from Pseudovirgaria hyperparasitica, 1266 nucleotides. RefSeq lists its product as uncharacterized. NCBI's taxonomy places the organism in Eukaryota, Fungi, Ascomycota, Dothideomycetes, Acrospermales, Acrospermaceae. The coding region runs from base 1 to 1104 and encodes 367 amino acids. Gene Ontology annotation, molecular function: protein binding. The transcript is spliced from 2 exons. The record is from RefSeq and is a predicted model, not a curated record.
AUGGAACCAAGCAUGAGAUUCUCCGACUGUCUUAUGUCGCCUGUAGUGACCGUGACAAUCACCACUAGAGAAAACCACACCGGCACCAAGCAAGAGAAAACCUUCAACAUCCACUCGGAGCUCUUGCGACAAGAAUCCGAAUACUUCGCGGAGCAUCUCCAAGGUAAGCUGCAGGAGCAGUACAGUCGCAAAGUCGUCCUCGACGACGUCGACCCAGGCUGUUUCGGCUACUUUGUCGAGUACCUGUACCGCAACGGCUGGGUGCUGGACAAUCCCAAAGACAACAACAACAACAACAACAACAACAACAACAACAACAACAACAACAACAACGACAACAACGACAACAACGAGAACAACAGGAACCACAUGGCUGAAGGUGACUUUGUCACCAUCGGUCUGCUGUACGCUCUGGGGCAGCGCCUGGUCGCCGGGCGGUUCCAGGAAGCGCUCUUCAACAAAUUCGCCAGUCACUUUCUCGCCGAGAAGCAUGGUGCGAGGGAGCUCUGCGAGUUGUUGGCCAUUGUUGGCGACGUGCUGCCCGAACAACACCCGGAGAUCGGACUCCGUCACUACAUCCUCGCAUACACAGUUAAACACCUGGAUGACUUGAGAGGCUACCACGGCUUUGACGCGGUACUGGAAAGAAUGCCUAGCCUGGGCCGAUGCAUCCUGUCUGUCGAUCCACACCCCUUACUGGACGUCUCGAAUAUCAGGCCCAGCGCCGGCGAAGCAGCGAGAUACGAGGAAAUAAGGUGUCCGAGCCCGCCAUACAAGAAGCAAUGUCGCUUCCGGCCAGAGUUCAGAGCCGGCGAAGCAGCGAGAUACGAGGAAACAAGGUGUCCGAGCCCGCCAUGCAAGAAGCAAUGUCGCUUCCGGCCAGAGUUCAGAGCCGAAUCUUCUUCUCCACCGCCUUCACCUCUCACAACUGUGGGAACCAUCAAGGAUGAACGCCGGAGAUCGUCCUCGAGAACGCGUAAGCCUCUUGAAAGGUCCCCCACACCUCUGGAUUCCAGAUACUUCAUCCCAGAGUACACACAACAGCGUUUCUCACAGAACACGGGGUCCUGCGCUCACUGGACAGCAUCCCAUGAGUUGCACUGAACGAAUCGAGCCAAACCGAAUGUCGUCAGCACGAGCGAGAGCGGGUUGUUGAACUGGAAAUUGACUGAAGAAGGAUAGAGAGAGAGAGAGAGAGAGAGAGAGAGAGAGAGAGAGAGAGAGAGAGAGAGAGAGAGAGAGAGAGAUAGAUAGAGAGAGACAGAG